AGCUCUCGCGGAUUGAUCACGUGUUUCAGUGACAGAUUAUACUGUAAACAAUUAAUCGAGGGUUUUAUUCGAAUAUACUGUGAUGAAAUUAUUCAUCCGUCAAUUAGAUAGUCUAUCUAGAUAGCUAGUCUAUUUACAUAGCUAUCUAAAUGUCCUCGUAGCUUAAUCGGUGUUUAGAAAAAAACAUGUAUAGGGAAUGGCACUGAAAGCAAGGCCUGUAAAUAGGCUAACUCUAGCUAGCUGGCUACCUACUUGAACAAAUCUGUUGAGAACAUUGCGGAGCUAUCUUCCUCCUAGCUAGCCUCGAGGUUUGUAGCUGGCUAGCUCGUUAGAUAUUAGCUAAAGUUACUAGUAGUAUCCUGGCAUUUAAGCUGGUAGAUAGCUGGUACCCUGGCAGACGGACAGUGUUUGAGCGAGCUAGCCAUGACUAUGCAAGGAGAAACAACGGCAUUACGAAUCUCCGACAGUGAAGGCAAGCUUGAUGUCCUUACUCAGAACAGGACUCCGAGUUCUGGGAGAGCUAGUUCGAAAGGCUGGCAGUACAGUGACCACAUGGAAAACAUCGAUGGCUACUUGAUGAAAUACACCAAUCUGGUUACAGGAUGGCAAUACAGGUUCUUUGUGUUGAACAAUGAGGCUGGGUUACUGGAGUACUUUGUCAAUGAACAGUCCAGGCCCCAGAAGCCUCGCGGGACUCUCCCGCUGGCCGGGGCCGUCAUAUCCCCGAGCGAUGAGGACUCCCACACCUUCACCGUCAACGCCAUCAGUGGAGAACAGUACAAACUCAGGGCCACAGACGCCAAAGAGAGACAGCACUGGGUGAGCAGACUGCAGAUCUGCACACAGCACCACACAGAGGCCAUGGGGAAGAGCAACCCUCCUCCCAAGUCUCGCAGCUACUCCACGGUGUCCCAGGGCAGCGGGAGCUCCCCUCUGUCCCAGCGCCGGCCCAGUCACAACGCCGCCUCCGUCUUCAGCAUAUCCCAGCUCCACAAGGGCUCCUCUCUCUACUCCAGCAGGAGGUCACUGCUGCCUGACCACCUGAUGGACGCCAGGGAGAUGAUGGUGCAGGCCCAGGGGCAGCACAGGGACCUGAUCCAGGGCAUCGAGGGCCUGCCCCCGGCCCCGGGGCCCUCCCUGUCCCCCCUGGACCAGGACCUGCUCAUGCUAAAAGCCACCUCCAUGGCCACCAUGAACUGCCUCAACGACUGUCUCCACAUCCUCCAGCUGCAGCAGGUGGCCCGGCAGGCUAGCUCUCUGGGAGGCCCCACCAUCGAGUGGCUGGAGCCCCAGCUGCCUGAGCUGCUGAACAACGGGGGCGGCCUGGCGGGGUUCCCCCCCGGGGACCAGGCAGACCUGGAGGGCAGCCGUCUGGACCUCACCAGCACCGAGUCCUGCAGCUUCUCUGGGCAGGAGGACAUAGACGAGGAGGAGGAGGCGGAGGACUCGUUCUCGGACAAGGAGGAGGACCUGGGGGUGGUGGAGGAGGAACGCAGUGUCAUCCUACACCUGCUGUCACAGCUCAAGCUGGGGAUGGACCUCACACGGGUGGUUCUUCCCACCUUCAUCCUGGAGAAGCGCUCUCUGCUGGAGAUGUACGCCGACUUCAUGUCCCACCCGGACAUCUUCGUGGCCGUCACCGACGGCGACAGCCCCGAGGAGCGCAUGGUUCGCUUUGUGGAGUAUUACCUCACCUCCUUCCACGAGGGCCGCAAGGGAGCCAUCGCCAAGAAGCCCUACAACCCCAUCAUCGGGGAGAGCUUCCACUGCUCCUGGAGGGUGCCCAGGACCAAGGAGGCCCAGCAGGAAGGCCCCCCCGCCCAGGGCUGCCCGCCCGCCCGGGGAAGCCCCACCCAGGGCUGCCCCCCAGACUGCUACCAGGUGCGCUUUACGGCCGAGCAGGUGUCCCAUCACCCGCCGGUGUCGGGCUUCUACGCAGAGUGUCAGGAGAGGAGGAUGUGCGUGAACACACACGUGUGGACCAAGAGCAAGUUCAUGGGCAUGUCCAUUGGGGUCACCAUGAUAGGAGAAGGCUGCCUGCACCUGUUGGAGCAUGAUGAGGAGUACGUGUUCACCCUGCCGUGCGCCUACGCCCGCUCCAUCCUCACCGUGCCCUGGGUGGAGCUGGGGGGCAAGGUCAACGUCACCUGCCCCAAGACGGGCUACUCAGCCAUCAUCACCUUCCAGACCAAGCCCUUCUACGGAGGCAAGCUGCACAAGGUGACCGCGGAGGUGAAGCACAACACCACCAACGCGGUGGUGUGCCGUGUGCAGGGAGAGUGGAACGGAGUCCUGGAGUUCUCCUACGGCAACGGUGACACGCGCAUGGUGGACGUCACCAGGCUGCCCGUCACCAAGAAGCGGGUCCGGCCCACCGACAAGCAAGGACCAAACGAAUCAAGGCGGCUGUGGCAGCAUGUGACCGAGGCCUUGCGUCAGAAGGACAUCGACAAGGCCACGGAACACAAGCGCCUGCUGGAGGAGAGGCAGAGGACGGAGGAGAGGCACCGCGGAGAGACGGAGACCGCCUGGAGGACCAGAUACUUUGACAGCGAGGGUGAAGGCUGGGUGUAUCACAAACCACUGUGGAAAAACACAGCCCUCAAAUCUUAGUCCCGGCAGCCAGGCGGACAAUCCGACGGAUGGACCCACGCCCGCCUCCCCCUCUCCCGGGGUGUGUGUGCGCGCGCGCGUGUGUGUGCAUAUUUGCUGGUUAGCAUUCUGUAGUGGUUGAGACAAAGAAUGACCUCCACGUCCACACACCUACGUGAAGUGGAGACGAUACCAGACAGGCGUGAUAUCUCUCUCGCACACACGCACAUGCACACACGCGUGCACACCAAGCGAGAGGCUCUGGAGGUGCAAGCUUUCGUACCCUGAAUCACCUUUUGUAUAAUCAACCAUACGAAUGAGGACAUAUUCCUGUACAGAUUAAUGUAUCUACGCAGCCUUAACAUUGUCAGAUGAGUGAAACUCGUGUUGGCUUCUACUGAAGUCAUGAAAGGGAGGUUUUUGGGGUAGAGGGCAGGGGGGGGUUAUUUACAGUUUAUUUACCUCGUCCCAAGUAUGUCACUGUUAUAGAAGGGAAUUUAGGCCAGACGUUCUCUGGAAAACCUGUGUUAUCGACAGAGCGAGGCCUGAUGUAGCCACAUUCCCUUAUUUGGUGAUAUCUCAGCUUGCUGUGAGCAUGAGGAGACACAGAAUGAUGCUGAAAAAGGUUGUUUUUCGACCACACGCAGUGUUUUCGUGUGUGUGGGUGUGUUGGUGUGGAUGUGUGUAGGGAAAAUGCGUGACAUCUAUGGAAUGAGUUUGGCCAUAGUGGCAUGCUGCAUACAAGUCAACUGAUCUUAUGUUCUUUAAAUAUUCCCCAGAAAGUUACUGCAGUUAUUGUCUGUGAUGUUUGUGAUUUGUGCACAAGAACAAAUGAAUGUCCUUCUAGUGGAUUUGGAUACUUGCUCUGAAUUGACCUCCUGCUUGACGACUGAUAGAAACACACUUAUAUGCAUGACGGACAAGGCAUUUCUGUUCACCUUGUACUCUGCAAGAAGCUGUUGUCAGCAUUCACAUUUGUUAUCAUUAUGAUUAAAAGCUUUUAACCAAAAUAAGCUGUUUUUCCCCCCUCUGAUGCAUAGAUUUUUUUUUCUUGUGCAAAUAAUGUUUAUUGGCUGAUGGACUUUUUUUUUUUUUCUUGUGUCCAUAUCAUCCAGUCUACCUAAAAUGUAUUCAUAGCUUGCGUCUCGGGUUUAUAAUACAUACAUAAUCAACCAGAAUGAGGAGCAGAGAGAACAGACUCUUUAUUCAAUCAAUGUUUCAGUCAAUGUUUAACUUUUGCAUUGAUGAGCGAUCCUCCACAAUGUGGUGCCUUACUAAGCAGUAUCCACCUGUUUGUCUUCCAGUGUCAAUAUUACUCCGCGUUCCCAAAUCACAGCUAACAGUCUUAAUCCAUUAGUUGUAUCCCUUUCACUCGCAUCCUGUAUAUAAAUCAUGUGAAUUAUGCCAGGCAAGUAAAUGUUUUUUUAGGGGUAUUUAUGUUAGGCUACUCUUUUGAAGAGAGAUGUUUGUGUGUUUUCAUGUGUGGAAACAGAACCCCAAAUGCUAGUUCAUCAUAUCCUGUUGACUUGGUCAUCUCAUUGUUUUGCUGACCUGUGAAAUGCACUGACGUUGAAGGUAACACGACACUUGUAGUCUUAUAUAUGUGUGAUGAUAAUGAACGAUACAAUAAAUUGCCUAUCGAUUAUG
This is a messenger RNA of Osmerus eperlanus (European smelt), 4239 nucleotides long. Its product is annotated as oxysterol-binding protein-related protein 11-like. Bases 424 to 2613 code for a protein of 729 amino acids. Gene Ontology annotation, molecular function: sterol binding. NCBI's taxonomy places the organism in Eukaryota, Metazoa, Chordata, Actinopteri, Osmeriformes, Osmeridae. The record is from RefSeq and is a predicted model, not a curated record. Gene Ontology annotation, cellular component: cytosol; intracellular membrane-bounded organelle; membrane. The transcript has 13 exons.